AUGUCUCUAGGACCAUCGGGUGGAAGGUUCUUAAAGGACAAGAUCGGACAAGCCAAGAUCGACGCCUAUAAGGGACAAGCCAAGAGCAACAUGCCGCAGAGAUCGGCCAGUACCCGCACUGGGCUGGAGGAUCAAGAAGAGGGCGAUCUAAGUCGGUACUUCAAUUCAGCCAUGAAGAAGUACGAGGCGGAGCAACGUACAGCUCAGCGAAUGAAUCGACAGCCAAACCGCUACCCAGAUCGACGUACUUUGCUCCAACCUUCACACGAAAGCCUUGACAUGCCGGAUGUGGAGAUGGAGUCGGUGGGGUCGGACAUUUACCAACAUAUCCAUGAGGCGGCGGAAUACGACCCGGAUGAUCUAUGGAUGCCCGAACCACGGCGCCCUCAAGUAGCCGCGACCGAAUUCUCAGGGAAGGAUCGGGAAGAAGACAAAGCACGGACCUGGAUCGGCAAAGUGAAAUCAGCGUUUAUCCGGGACCAAGCACCGGACGAGGAGAGAUGUCUGGUCUUCGGUGAUCUCAUGGUGGGCCCAGCCCGCUACUGGUACCGACAGCUGAGUAGAUCGACGAGAUUCAAUUGGAAAGAAUUGAUGAACAGUUUUCUUGUGGAGUAUGCGGGACACGGGAUGUCCGCGAGCAGGCAAUACUACCAUGCAAAGAAACGAUCGGAGGAAGAUCCUUUACAGUACCUGUAUCGGCUUAAUGUGAUGGGAAUGCAGGCGAAGAUACCGGUGAUGACUGGAUUGCCAGCUGCGCGCAAGGAACAUGUCAAUCAUUUCAUUGACACCUUGGACGACCCCGAUCUGUCCAAUCAAUUGCUACUGCUGAAUGUAGAAGACGCGGAGGCCAUGCAAAAGACACUGCACGGAUAUCAACAAGGGAGAUCGCGUCAAGGGAAAGUGAUGAUGGGAUCGUCCAAAUUCAGGCAGAAGGGAACUCAGGGUCCAGCGCUGUCUAAGCCUGCACGAGCGGUAAGGAUGGUCCGUACCGAGGACGUCUGCAGCGAGUCAGGAUCGGACACCUGCGGAUCGGAUUUGGAAGAUCGAUUGAGGUCGAUCCAUGUGGCUGCUACUGCGGAUCGCCGCUCAUCCCCCAAUGACGUUGCCGCAAACGCGAGAUCGGUCGACCCGAACACUCGUCAAGACUAUCAAGACCGCAAUAUGCCAUUGAAGCCGUGUACUCAUUGCGGAUCGACCAAGCAUGGAGAUCUCGGUUGCUGGAAGCGGCUCACUUGCCAGAAGUGUGGGCGUAAAGGACACCCCUCUGACAAUUGUUUUUCGUGUGUCGUGCUUGCGUGGUACGUCCCGAAUAAGCAUGCGGGGAUGCUACCAGAGAAGGCCGAGAAGAUGUUAAACUAG
Molecule: messenger RNA, 1359 nt
Organism: Peronospora matthiolae
Lineage: Eukaryota; Oomycota; Peronosporomycetes; Peronosporales; Peronosporaceae
Source: the annotation of a GenBank genome assembly